AAAUGAAGACCGAGUUCAAAUCCUGCGGCGGCUGCUCGGAGCAAAUCACCGACCGGUACAUCUUCGAGGUGAGCGGGUGCGCGUGGCACGGCGCCUGCCUCCGGUGCAGCGUCUGCUACUGUCCGCUCGAGCGGCAGGUUUCGUGCUACUUCAAGGACGGCGAGGUGUACUGCAAAACGGACUACAUCAAAAAGUACAAAGCAGCUUGCACGAAAUGUUCUCGCUCGAUUUCGCCGUCGGACUGGGUUCGGAGGGCACGGGACUUUGUGUUCCAUUUGGCGUGCUUUUCGUGUGACACGUGCAGUCGGCAGCUGUCCACGGGGGAACAGUUUGCGAUCAUCGACGACCGGGUGCUUUGUAAGGCGCACUACAUGGAGCUGAUUGACGACGGGACGACUUCCAGUGAGGAUGGCUGUGACGUGGACGGGACUGGGAAGAACAAAACGAAGCGGAUAAGGACGACCUUUACGGAGGAGCAGAUACAGAUUCUGCAGGCCAACUUUCAGAUCGAUAGCAAUCCCGAUGGGCAGGACCUGGAGCGGAUAGCACUGGCCACCGGGCUGAGCAAACGCGUGACCCAGGUGUGGUUCCAGAACUCGAGGGCACGGCAGAAGAAGCACGGUGAGCUAACCUCCCCAGUCAUGAUGGACUCCAUGGCCAUGGGACAUGUCGAUUCUAACCGCUUUGUGUCGUUUGCAGUCCCGCGGGGUCAGGAGCUGUUCAACGGUCUGCGGUCGGACAUGAACAACAACAGCAGCAGCAACGACAGCCCCAGAGGAACUCCGAUGGACGAGUGCGCAAUGGCCAAGGCUUCGAUCUUCAACCACCACGGGUUUAUCAAUUUGAUGGUGUGACACGAGGCCGCCGCCGCCAGCAGCAACAGCAGCGGACAUCAUCACCAUCCGACGACGAUGGGUGGCCUUGAGCAUCACCAGCAACAGCAACAGCACGUUGGCUACUCCUGAGGAUAGUUGACCACGCCGGAAUGGACCACCUUCGGGAGGCCCUAAAGGUUCUGCAACGAUCCGAGAGCACGUUAGCCCACCGAAAAUUGCCAGCACGACAACCUGGGAAGACGAAGGAAACCUGAACACGAGAUAGCCACAAAACCAGGGACAUUUCGAAAGUUUGCAUCGCGCAAUACGAAGUUUGUACAGUUCUCACCGUUGGC
Molecule: messenger RNA, 1171 nt
Organism: Culex quinquefasciatus (southern house mosquito)
Lineage: Eukaryota; Metazoa; Arthropoda; Insecta; Diptera; Culicidae
Product: LIM/homeobox protein Awh
Exons: 3
Coding region: 3-854 (283 amino acids)
Biological process (GO): neuron differentiation; regulation of transcription by RNA polymerase II
Cellular component (GO): nucleus
Molecular function (GO): DNA-binding transcription factor activity, RNA polymerase II-specific; RNA polymerase II transcription regulatory region sequence-specific DNA binding
Source: RefSeq, a predicted model, not a curated record